AUGGUCAGGGACAAAGAGGAGGGAUCAGCUUGUAUUCUCUCGAUAUAUUCGCUGGAAUCCUCGGCUUGUUUUGUGCGCGUUUUCUUCGAGCAUUCUACUGGUUUCCUUCGUUUUCACACGGGCUCUGCCACCACGGGUCCCACCAUGAAUCCGAAUCCGAAGCGUACUUCCAUUGUAUUUGACGCUGUGGCAAUUGAUGACCUUCGCCCUACUAGCCCACCUCACAACAUCGUUGAUCCUGGUGAUGGGUGUACUAGAGGCGGGUCAGAACGGCCGCGUGAUUGGCAUCACUUCGCUUUUACUCACCGAAGAGCGGUGGUUGGGAGCUCUUUGAUCACGAUGUACAUCGAUGGCCAAGAAGUGUCAACAAAGAAACUCAACUUUCCUUCAGCUCCAUCGGCGGGAUCUUUUCAAGCAUUUGUUGGAAGCGACGCGCAAGUUUGUAGUCCCCACUCGGCGUUAUCGUGGAAAAUUGGACCAGCGUGGCUCUCAGAUGAAGUGCUACCAAGCAAAACAAUAGCAGGUAUGUUCUCUCUUGGGCCAACGUUCACCCAAGAGUUUAGUGGUAACUCUUACCGCUCUGUGGGAGAUUGGCCAGAGGCGCUUGCCAGUUCAUAUUUGGCCCGUGCAGCUGACCGCGGGAUCGAAGUUGCCCAAUUCACACGACGCUUACAACUCACUAAGUUGGGGCAGGCAUGUCAGCGACAGUGGCGCGAGAUUAUGACGGCUGAUGCGGUUACGACCGGUGCUGCCUUAAUUGCGGAGUCGGUGAUCGCAAAAAAGGAAGAGCUAACUGAAGGAUUGAGGAUAGCGGCUGGAGCAGCUGGCGGAAUUUCACGAAAGGAGUCCAACAAGGUGGCAGCGUUUCGAAGUUUCGUCAGCUAUGGUUGUGAUCCAAGCUCAUUUGGCGUUGAGAUUGAGAUUCUUCUCGGUAAUUGCAAGCUCCCGGAAGACUCUAUUCUUUUUUCACUGAAUACAUCGUGCAGUGAUCGAUCAAGCACACCAGUUCUGGCGCACACUCAAGUGCACUACAUCAACACCGCGCUAUCGUCCCGCCUGGAUUUAGCUCGGUCUCUGCCUUCCGUGGGAGGAAUUUGCCAAGUCAUUUUCCCACUGCUUGAUAAUGCGCGACGGCAAUGUGACUUCAGAAUCGUGUUUGAGAUGCUGGUUGACGUGUUACGUCGAAACACGGCUUGCUUAGCCGAGUGUAUUGGCUGCAAUGGUUACAACCUUAUUUCUGUGAUCCUGUGUACACGUGUAGACUUGAUCGAUGAGAAAAUGCUCACAUCAAUCGUACGGCUAGCGGUUGCAGGAAACUUAGUGCUUUAUGCCAACUCCGAAACGACUACCGGGAGGCAGUUAGCACAUCCGACGAUUGUGGACGCAACCGCUCUUGCACAAGUAGUCCUGAAUGUUGAGUUACGCAAGAAAUUGCCAGAGCACCUACAGUGCCAGCUCGUAUCACUGUUGAUGGAUUUGGUCGUAUUGAAGAACCCGAAUGCAUUAUUCAAUGCUCGCCAGUUACGAAGAUCAGGACUUUUCCAGUGGAUUCUGACUUACUUAUCGGAUCUCGGCAAUGAGAAGUGUCAAAUGAGCCAAUCUAUUGCACUUGAGAUGCGAUGGUGUUUUCCCAAGUUUGUUGAACCGAUGUUUGAGGCCAUCUUGCAGUAUGUGCUAUCUCUACUUCGAGCAUUUUUGCGCGUGGAAAAUCACGUGGAUGACUUUCGUGGUAUCAGUGAAAUCGUGCUUCUCUCGAUGGCAAGUAUGGAGAUGCACGCUAGAAACAAUCCUAUUCGCGCGAUUCUACUUCAAUUUAUACUGCAUGAAAUUGAGAACGACUCGCGAAAUGAAAGGCGUGUCGAGAAUGGUGGUAACCAGGAUGCAGUAUUAUUGAGCUCCCCACCCGCCGAAAACUCUUCCAAGCUCGGCAAAAGCUUUUUCUCGUAUUAUCCUGUGGAUGGGUUUGCAAACAUACUCCUAGAUGUUAUUGACCAAGAUGCCGACAGCGGU
Phytophthora sojae is the source of this 2010-nucleotide messenger RNA. RefSeq lists its product as hypothetical. Lineage: Eukaryota; Oomycota; Peronosporomycetes; Peronosporales; Peronosporaceae. The transcript has 2 exons. The annotation marks the transcript as partial. The record is from RefSeq and is a predicted model, not a curated record.